Molecule: messenger RNA, 984 nt
Organism: Cylindrotheca closterium
Lineage: Eukaryota; Bacillariophyta; Bacillariophyceae; Bacillariales; Bacillariaceae
Source: the annotation of a GenBank genome assembly
AUGGUGGAAGAUUCUUCAUUUUCGGCAUGCUUGCUCGUAAUGGAUGACAAUCACUACUUAAUCGAAUGGCUGGCAUUCCACUACCAUACGCUUCCUCUUCGGCACUUGGUGAUUGCUGUGGACCCAAGAUCCAAAACAACUCCUGAUUUAGUGCUAGAUCGAUGGAAAGAGUUGAUGACUAUUGUCCGCUGGUCAGAUGGUAACUUUCUCCCAAAAGAAUGGCAGCGUCGAAGUUUAUCUCAAGGUGACGCAAAAGCCAAAUUCAUUCUCCAUCGCGAGAGACAGAGACACUUCUAUCCACGUUGUUUUCAGCACCUUAAGCGAGCAAAUCGAAGCUGGACGGCUGUCGUUGAUAUUGACGAAUUUGUGAUUGCAAACAGGCAUUUUGUGAACAUCAGCAAAUUUGAAAAGCAACGUUUGCUGUCAAGCUCGCUGCUUGAAGGUAUCCACCAAAUGCCUGAGUACAACAAUUGUGCAUGUAUCACAAUGCCUCGGGUUCGUUUUGGAAACUACCUUGAGUCCAAUGUGAUGAAGAAGACCUUUUCGCCGGCAGGAUUCAAUGACAUGGAUCUGUUGACGUUACGCUGGAGGUGGAGAGCAUCUCUAGAUUCACGAAAGGACAAUCGAAAUCCAAAAAGCCUUAUUGACGUGUCCAAAAUCGAAGAAUCAAGUUUUUCUCGGCUAAACUCGGAUGCACAUUUACCAGUCCGCAGCGAAUGCAAUAGACGUGAUCUGUACAAGAGAAACUCUGACUCCCCAUUCUGUGUUCACCAUUAUGUUGGGACAAAGGAGCAAUGGGAGUUUCGCCGGGAUGCAAGGGACGGAAUGAAGCAAAGAUCUGAAAGUCGCUUCCUUGAAUAUAGACAAUUGAAAAGCGCUGUUGACGAGAGUGCCUGUUUCUGGUUGAACGAUUUUUUCCACAAAUUUGGACCGGCAGGAACACAAAGGUUGCUUGAAGGUGUCGGCAAUACUACUUUCAGCUGA